Molecule: messenger RNA, 1171 nt
Organism: Ceratina calcarata
Lineage: Eukaryota; Metazoa; Arthropoda; Insecta; Hymenoptera; Apidae
Product: transcriptional adapter 1
Exons: 5
Coding region: 96-1055 (319 amino acids)
Biological process (GO): regulation of transcription by RNA polymerase II
Cellular component (GO): SAGA complex
Molecular function (GO): transcription coactivator activity
Source: RefSeq, a predicted model, not a curated record
CUUUUCCUCGUGCAGUGGGACACCGCAAAACAAAACACUAUCCGGCGGGUUGGUCGUUCAGUCAAUAAUCACGGAUCAAAGUGUAAUUUAAAACAAUGACCACGUCCAAGGAGUUAAAUGUAGCCAGAAAGAGCCUUGUCACAUCGCUUGGAGAAAAUGCAAAACUGUACUUUGAAAAGAUGAAACUCUGGUUUCAAAUGAAGACGACGAAAGAGGAAUUUGAUUGCGAAGCGAGGAACAUCAUGACCGAAGAUCAAGUUCAUCUUCACAACGAGUUUCUUCUCUGUUUAUUCAACAAGGUCAGAGGCCUGGCUGCUGCGACACCUGUUCGGAAGAUAGAUCGAGAUAAAGCGAUGAAAGAGAAAAAGUUGAGAUUGAAACGGAAAUAUAAAACGGACAAGUCUAAUUUCGAGCCCGCGGACGUGUACGUCGAGGUACUGAGCCAAACUUCGUCGCCGGUGGGAGACGAGCCUAUCGGAGCUAAUCGUUCCAGCGCCCAAGAGCUCGUCCUGCCCGACAGGACGUUCGUUUUGGCGAGAUUGAUGCUCGCAGCGUGGGAGAACAAUAUGGACGGAGCAGAGGAAAAUACCGCGCACAUAGUCAUAGCGGCUACACAGAUCUUUUUGAAGAACAUACUCACAGCGAUGUUCACAAGGAGGAAAGGGUACGCGGUCAGAGACGGUUCUUUCAUUUAUAAUAUCGGCGAGCCAGUGCCUAGCUCGUGGAAAAGGAAUUCCGCUUGUGCACUACGAUCGUCCGAGUACAAUGCAACGGAAAUAAUAGAUCCUUACGGUCAAGUACCUGUGACGAAACCGAACAUCGAAGAAGCGGAACAAGCCACAGCUUUUGUUUACGCGUGUUCUCCGCAAACUAUUCCUCCGUCGUUGAAACCUGUUAACACGGCCGAUUUGCAGCAUACGUUAAAAAUUUAUAAAAAUCUUGUUAGCAAUCAUACCGUAUAUGCGACCAACAUGGAACGUUUAUUUACACAUGUGACGCAUCCGACGUGGGAAGAUCUCGAAGCCAAGAGGCUGUGUCACCGACCUGUAUCAUAAUUAUUUGUUAAACGCUUUGUAAAACGAAUUUAUACGCCCUCACGCUGUCGAGAUCGCAGCACUUGGCCAUCGAUUUAACAUAUGGAAUAUACAUCUCUCAUCGUUUCGCAAUUUCA